Messenger RNA from Asparagus officinalis (garden asparagus), 1437 nucleotides. RefSeq names its product protein ANTAGONIST OF LIKE HETEROCHROMATIN PROTEIN 1. Gene Ontology annotation, molecular function: chromatin binding. The record is from RefSeq and is a predicted model, not a curated record. Gene Ontology annotation, cellular component: ESC/E(Z) complex; PRC1 complex. The transcript is spliced from 2 exons. Bases 16 to 1365 code for a protein of 449 amino acids. Lineage: Eukaryota; Viridiplantae; Streptophyta; Magnoliopsida; Asparagales; Asparagaceae.
AUUACAUUCUCACAUAUGGGCCUAACAGAUAUAUUAAGGUCCAAAAUAUGUAGCCCAACAGAACAGUAUCAUCGGCCCACAAAUCUGACACGUGCAUAUCAUGUGAUAAGUUCUGGGCCAUAUAACACCUGGAAGACAGAAGGAAAACUUUGGGAGCUCUCUCAGCAGUCAAUGGCUCCUCUGAAAAAGUCGAAGAAACCCAAACGCAAAGCUAAGGAUUCGACCCAAUGCAAACCGAAUCCAGGACCCAAAACCGCAGAGCCCAAAGCUGAAUUCGAUGACGACUGGUGGUAUACUUUCUGGCACAAGAACUCUGGGCCAACUAUUCCUCUUGAAGAAGAAGCAGCGUUCAAAUGCUUUUUCAGGGUAUCCAAAAAUACCUUUGAGUACAUUUGCUCCCUAGUGAGGGAGGACCUAGUAUCAAGGCCUCCUUCAGGUCUCAUAAACAUCGAAGGAAGACUUCUGAGCGUCGAGAAACAAGUUGCCAUUGCCAUGAGAAGAUUAGCAUCUGGUGAGUCGCAGGUGUCUGUUGGAGGAGCUUUUGGCGUUGGGCAAUCCACAGUAUCUCAAGUGACUUGGAGAUUUGUUGAAUCAAUGGAAGAUCGAGCAAGACACCACAUGAAGUGGCCUGAGCCUGAAAGAUUGGAGGAAAUCAAAGCCAGCCUCGAAGCAACAUUUGGCCUACCUAACUGCUGUGGUGCUAUUGAUGCAACACAUAUCAUAAUGACACUUCCUGCAGUUGAAUCAUCAGAUGAUUGGUGUGAUCAAGAGAGAAACUACAGUAUGUUCCUUCAAGGGAUAGUUGAUCACGAGAUGAGGUUUCUUGAUAUAGUGACUGGUUGGCCUGGGAGCAUGACUUAUGCCCGCUUAUUGAAAUUCUCGGGAUUCUACAAGCUCUGUGAGAGUGGGAAACGGUUGAAUAGACUUGUCAAGAUGACUGAAGAAAGAGAGGAGAUCAGAGAAUUCAUUGUGGGGGAUUCUUCUUAUCCUCUUCUUCCUUGGCUUAUGACUCCCUAUGAGGGUAAAAGUCUUUCAGAAUCCAUGGUGAGCUUCAAUUUGAAGCAUAAAGAAGUAAGGUUGCUUGCUUUGAAGGCACUUUUGCAACUAAAGGGUGCUUGGAGGAUAUUGCACAAAGUAAUGUGGAGACCUGAUAAGCACAAGUUACCGAGUAUUAUCCUCGUUUGUUGCCUCCUUCACAAUAUUAUUAUCGAUAAUGGAGACAAAUUGAACCAUGAUGUUGCCCUCACAAAUCACCAUGAUGCUGGUUACAAGGAGCAAAUGUGUCAGCAAGUUGAUUCUUCUGGCCAAGCCAUGAGAGAGAACCUUUGUAGGCAUUUGCAAUAUUGUGAGGCCUCUCUCGUAUGAGCUGAAAUGUAUCUGUUUGUGCUCAACAUUAUUGGAUCAAACUUGGUGCAGUUAAUUGAUUUAGUUAAUUUA